Molecule: messenger RNA, 645 nt
Organism: Rhizoctonia solani
Lineage: Eukaryota; Fungi; Basidiomycota; Agaricomycetes; Cantharellales; Ceratobasidiaceae
Product: guanylate kinase
Exons: 4
Coding region: 1-645 (214 amino acids)
Biological process (GO): purine nucleotide metabolic process
Cellular component (GO): cytosol
Molecular function (GO): GMP kinase activity
Source: RefSeq, a predicted model, not a curated record
AUGGCCCCUACGCUUGUCCCCGUGUCUCAGCCCGUGGUGCUGUGCGGGCCUUCUGGGGCUGGCAAGUCCACGCUGAUCAAAAAGCUCCAGGAUGAAUUUCCGGGGCAGUAUAAUUUUAGCGUUUCUCAUACGACGAGGAGCCCCAGGCCUGGCGAAGUCAACGGCAAGGCAUACCACUUUGUCACCAAGGCCGAGUUUGAGAACCUCAUCAACGAGAAAGGGUUCGCAGAGUACACAACGACCUAUGAUACCUACUACGGAACGUCUCUCCGCGCCAUAAAAGAAGCGUCGACAGAGGGCGGAUCGUGCCUACUCGACAUCGACACGGUCGGAGUGGCCAAUAUCAAAAAACACCACGCCUCGCUCGGAUGUCUCUUCAUCUUCAUCUCGCCCCCGUCCCUGUCCUCGCUCGGCGAUCGCCUGCGCAAACGCGGGACCGAGAACGAGGACACGAUCGUGAAGAGAUUGGCCAAGGCCAAGUCGGAGAUCGAGUAUGCUGCUUCGGGCGCGUUCGAUGUGAUCGUCGUCAAUGACAAUGUCGAUCGCUCUUAUGCACUUUUGCGCAGUGUCAUUCGGGACGGCGUUCGAACGGGCGACAGCCUGCCUGAUGGGAUCUUGGAAGAGACCGCCGUGUCUAUCAACUGA